AUGAUCUGUUGCUACUACUCAACAGGCUGUUUUGAAGCACUUGGGAUUCAAUCAGGCGAGUUUGACGAUGGAGAGAUUGCAGCCUCUAGUAUGCUGAAGAACUUUUCAUCAACUGACGCCUGGUGUCCACCAAAAGUCGAUGAAAAUCAAUAUCUGCAGGUGGAUUUGUCAAGAAAAACAGAAAUAACAAAACUUGCCACUCAAGGGGAGAUUGGUAGUAAGGACAGACAUGUGAAGACUUAUGCAUUACUUUAUAGUGAUGAUGGAAAAAAAUGGAAACAGUAUGAGAGUCAUGGAAAGGAGAAGGUGAAGUUAUUGUACAUCUUAAUUUCAUUCAUUUUAUCUCUCAGUUAGUACGUACGCUGUGAUUGCCGGGUCAAUUUAGCGGGCCGUGAUACAUUUCACAGCCUGCUAAAUUUAUAGGUUUGGUUGAAUUAAAAUCUUCUCUCUCUAUUUGAACCCAGAGAUAUAAUAUGUGUCUUAGCAACCUCGUUUUCUCGGUCCUCACUGUAAGUUACGGGACCUCGUUUUUUCCGCCCGGACUAUGUAUGGCCGCGGGAAAACAAAUCGGUCCGAAACUUAUAGUACGGACUUCGAACUUGGUUAUUCAUACAUUUGCUAGCGUUAGACCCCUGCAACUCAAAAAUUACUCCCCUUCAAAGUUCUCUCUUUGAUUUUGUUAUAGAUAUUUAAAGCCAACAACGAUUCCUUCACAGUUCAUCAUAACUUGUUAGACAAACCUCUUGUUACGCGAUACAUUCGUGUCAAUCCAAGGACAUGGGAAAACGCUAUUUGUUUGAGGCUUGAGUUAUAUGGAUGUGAUGGUAAGCUUACUUGA
Pocillopora meandrina is the source of this 838-nucleotide messenger RNA. The record is from the annotation of a GenBank genome assembly. NCBI's taxonomy places the organism in Eukaryota, Metazoa, Cnidaria, Anthozoa, Scleractinia, Pocilloporidae.